AGCGGAAUGUCCGUGGAUGAGAAGCCUGAAGCCCCCAUGUAUGUGUAUGAGUCGACAGUUCAUUGUACCAAUAUCCUCCUCUGCCUCAACGACCAGCGGAAGCAGGAUAUCCUGUGCGAUGUGACUGUCCUGGUGGAGGGCAAGGAGUUCCGCGGGCACCGGUCCGUGCUGGCCGCCUGCAGCGAGUACUUCCUCCAGGCGCUGGUGGGCCAGGCGGAGAAUGGCUUGGUCGUUAGCCUUCCGGAAGAGGUCACUGCCAGGGGAUUCGCUCCAUUGUUGCAGUUUGCCUACACUGCUAAGCUGUUACUCAGCAGAGAAAACAUCCAGGAGGUCAUCCGCUGUGCCGAAUUCCUGCGCAUGCACAACCUCGAGGACUCCUGCUUUCGCUUCCUGGAAGCUCAGCUGCGCAGCGAGGAGGAUGGCUUGCUGCUAUGCCACAAGGUGGCGGCGGAUGUGAACAACUCGGAGGAUGAGAGCAUGCAGUCGGAGGCCGAGAGGCUGACCUCCCCAAAGGCGCGACGGUGCGCCGAUGCCCUCACCUCCUUUGGACACCCCGACGAUGAUCGGCUAGCUAUUGCCAUUCCCAGUAACUUCACAGAUGGCCGGCUGGACUUUGAUCGGCACGGAGCGUCAGACCUGCCGCGUUGCCCAAAGUACAGGAAAUACCAGUGGGCCUGCAACAAGCACAAUAAUGACACCUCCUCACACACCAGUACCUCAGGUUUUCCAAGCACAUUAAAGGAGAGCAGUGUUAGCGGGGCAGUUCCGGGUCAGGAUAGGCUGCCUUUGGCACAGAUCAAAGUUGAACCGCAGGCAGACGAAGAGGCCAUCUCAUUGUGCCUGUCAGGGGACGAGCAGGAAGUCAUGGAUAAGGACAGUGUGACAGCCAUGGAGAUGGACAACCCCAUAUCUGUGGAAAGAACCAAGAGAACCAAGUCCCCUUCCUGCCUCCGAGCCUUCUUCAAGAAAGGGGUGGACCUCCCCAGUCUGCCCAACACAUCACAGCAGCUAUUCGCCAACAGACUUGCCUGCCCCCAGGACAAAGGAAACUCUCAGGGAGAUCAUAAAAAAGACUUCGGGCCUUUCACUGGGGAGCUGUGUCUGUCUGUUACAUCCCCCAACGACGUGGACGGUUUCCCUGCAGGGUUGUCCCUCAAGUCCGCCUCCUGCGAUGGGGUCUGCAAACAGGAAACUGAGCUAGAUCGCCGUAGUGUCAUAUUUUCCUCAGGGGCCUGCAAACGUCUGGGAACCCCAGCACAUUCCUACCCCGGUGGGAACUCUUUGGAGAUGGAGCUCUCUGAGCACAUGCCAAAGGGCCUGUGGGCCGGAGCCAGCCAGUCCCUCCCCACCUCCCAGACCUAUUCUCCCAGCACCACCUCCACCGAGCCCCCACUCCUGUGCCGCCCACGACCCAACACCAGCUGCCCAGUGCCAAUCAAAGUGUGCCCGCGCUCGCCGCCUUGUGAGACACGCACCAGGACCUCCAGCUCCUGCUCCUCUUACUCCUAUGCGGAGGACGGCAGCGGAGACUCUCCCUGCAGCCUGCCCCAGUUCGAGUUCUCCUCCUCGCCAUGUUCCAACGUGGCACGCUGCCUCAACGUGGACCAGCAGGAGCAGAGUGUAGGCGGGGAUGCUCUUUUUAACCAGGUGCGGCCCAAGAUCAAAUGUGAGCAGUCCUACGGCACCAACUCCAGCGACGAGUCGGGCUCCUUCUCGGAGGGAGACAGCGAGUCCUGCAAUGUACAGGAUCGAGGGCCAGAGGUGAAGCUGCCUUUCCCCGUAGAUCAAAUCACGAAUCUUCCACGGAACGACUUCCAAAUGUUGGUGAAAAUGCACAAACUGACCUCGGAGCAGCUCGAGUUCAUCCACGACGUGAGGCGGCGGAGCAAGAACCGCAUCGCGGCGCAGCGCUGCCGCAAGAGGAAGCUCGACUGCAUCAUGAACCUGGAGUGUGAGAUCAGAAAAUUGGUGUGCGAGAAGGACAAGCUGCUGACGGAGAGGAACCAGCUGAAGGCGUGCAUGGGCGAGCUGUGGGAGAACUUCUCCUGCCUGUCCCAGGAGGUGUGUCGGGACGUCCAGCUGAGCCCCGAGCAGGUCCAGUCCCUGCACCACUACUGCCCCGUGCUGCGGCCCGCCAACGCCGCCCACGAGCCCAAGCCUGCCCCCGCCAACAACGCCACCACCACCAACAACACCACCAUCACCAACACCACCAGCAUCGACCUCACCGGCCGCUCGGCCUCGGCCACGCCGGAGCCCAGCUACCACGGGUCUCCGGACGACCCCUCGGAGAGCGAGCCCGACUCGGCGGUCAGGAACGGGGCGGAGGACAGGGAUAUGGACGGCCAGGACGCCGGCUUGUACACAAAGUCGGGGUUGUCCGUAGGGAAGUCCAACCAGGCGGUAACGGUGGAUUUUUGCCAGGAAAUGACUGACAAAUGUACAACUGACGAGCAGCCAAGGACAGACUAA
Messenger RNA from Anoplopoma fimbria (sablefish), 2472 nucleotides. RefSeq names its product BTB and CNC homology 1, basic leucine zipper transcription factor 2b (gene bach2b). The record is from RefSeq and is a predicted model, not a curated record. NCBI's taxonomy places the organism in Eukaryota, Metazoa, Chordata, Actinopteri, Perciformes, Anoplopomatidae. Gene Ontology annotation, biological process: regulation of transcription by RNA polymerase II. The transcript is spliced from 4 exons. Gene Ontology annotation, molecular function: protein binding; RNA polymerase II cis-regulatory region sequence-specific DNA binding; DNA-binding transcription factor activity, RNA polymerase II-specific. The coding region runs from base 7 to 2472 and encodes 821 amino acids.